Spirodela intermedia is the source of this 709-nucleotide messenger RNA. NCBI's taxonomy places the organism in Eukaryota, Viridiplantae, Streptophyta, Magnoliopsida, Alismatales, Araceae. The record is from the annotation of a GenBank genome assembly.
AUGCGGCCGCCGCUACUCUCAGCUCGGCUGUCUGUCCCGUCGCUCCAUUUUCACCCCACCGCCGUCGGCGUGGGAUUCCCCUCUUCUUCCGGUGCUCUGGUCCAGGUGAGGGCUCCCCCCAGGAAUCCCUUCCGGAGGAACAUGAGCGCGCCGUCCGAGGCGGCAGCGCCGUCGCGCUUUCCACUGCCGGCGGGCGGCGGUGGCGGUGCCGCAGCCGUAGGCCAGAACAAGCCCGACGACGACGUGGUGGUGCAGUAUGUGGUUCUGCGGCGGGAUCUGAUCGACGCGUGGCCGCUGGGGAGCGUCGUGACGCAGGGCUGCCACGCCGCCGUGGCCGCCGUCUGGGCUCACCGGGGCCACCCGGACACCGUGGCCUACUGCUCCGACGCCAACAUCGACUUCAUGCACAAGGCGAGGCGAAAUCCCCAACGCCCUAUAUCUGUUCGACGAAAUGCGCACAGAGAGAUGAUGAUUUCCUCCUAUAUGGCUCUUGCUUGUCUCUGGUUUUUUUUUGGGCGGCGGGCAGGUGACUCUGGAGGUGAAAGGGGAAACCCAGAUCCGGAACCUGUCGGAGAAACUCAUCGCCGCUGGGAUCGCCCACAAGCUCUGGAUCGAGCAGCCGGAGAACAUCCCAACCUGCAUCGCCACGAGGCCCUAUCCCAAAGCGGCGGUCGCCUCCUUCUUCAAGAAGCUCAAGCUCUGCAAGUGA